Messenger RNA from Punica granatum (pomegranate), 1323 nucleotides. NCBI's taxonomy places the organism in Eukaryota, Viridiplantae, Streptophyta, Magnoliopsida, Myrtales, Lythraceae. The record is from RefSeq and is a predicted model, not a curated record.
UGCGGAGAUUUCUUUCGGCAGAAGUCUGCAAUAUUUCUCCCCUCCUCUGCUCCGCUCCCGCUGCUGGGGGGGAAGUACGUCAGCACCGCGUCUUUAGGUGCAAGAAACGAACUGGGCACACAAAAAUGGCGUCGGAGGUCUGCGCCGCUGCUUCUUCUUCUUCUUCUUCUUCAGCACCUACACCUGCACCUACUUCUACCUCGAAUUGAACUGAAAUUGAUCCGCAUGACGCAGAGAGAGCAGCAAUAGAAGAAAAAACACAAAACUUCCGGGGGGGUUCUCUUCUUGAACAAUCUAUGUCCCUUCGACGGAUUCUUCUGCUUUCCUCCAAACACCGCGCCGGAGAUGCCUCGUGUCUUCUUCAUAGGGUCGGUCGAAAUGGGAGAGUUCAGUCCUGCAACUAUUCGAGCUCAUCAAGAUGCGGUCACAAAGAGCCAAUUACUAAUCGAAUAACCGCUGUGAAAGACGAGUCAUCUCCAUCAUGGCAUAACUACGUUAUUCCGACUCUGUUUGUUGGAGGCUUGGCUGGGUUUGCAAUGUUACUUCAUUAUAAUGACGAGAAGAGAGCAGUAUUGAAAGGCCAAGAUAGUAGCUGUCAAGCGAAUGCCCAACUAGGACCAAUGAUUGGUGGCCCAUUCACCUUAAUUGACACAGAGGAACAGAUUGUCACUGGAAAGAACUUUCUCGGGAACUGGGUUCUUCUGCACUUUGGUUAUACUUCAUCCCCUGAUGUGGGGCCUGAACAACUCAAGAUUAUGGCCAAGGCUAUAGAUGUGUUAGAGUCAAAACAGAAGGUCAAAAUUUUACCGGUGUUUGUCACGAUUGAUCCUCAACGAGACACUCCUUCUCAUCUCCGGGCAUAUCUUAGAGAGUUUGAUUCGAGGAUAGUGGGUCUAACUGGUCCUGUCGCUGCAGUUCGGCAGAUGGCACAGGAAUAUCGCGUUUAUUUCAGGAAGGUGGAAGAGGAAGGAGAUGAUUAUCUUGUCGAGUCCUCUCACAACAUGUAUUUGCUUAACCCUAACAUGGAGGUUGUACGGUGCUUCGGAAUAGAGUAUGGGGCUGAUGAACUAUCAGAAGCCAUUGUGAAGGAGCUAAAGAGGAACCCGUCGCCGUGAAGGCCUCAAGUAUUUGAUGAUUCAUGGGGAAUUUUUGUACAUUGGGCAACAAUUCGUUGUAGUGAGUCCAAUAGUCUUUGGCCACUGAAAGAUAGAAUCGAAUUAUCUGUGUUUUAGAAAUGGUAGAGCAUUGAUCGGGAAGUUGCGGAUGUUCUUUUUCAGUUAGUAAUCUCUACAAAAUGUUGCAUGAUUGACAAUUUUGAUCUGC